AUGGCCAAGACGAGCCUGCUGCCCGCAGUCUUGCUGCUCGCCUUCUUGGGCGCCUCCUGGCCCUUCGUGGGCCCCCGCGCGGCACCGAGCACGGAGGGCCGCACCGCCAUGCGCGGACAGGCUGGUGCCUCCGCCACUCCCUGGACACCCGUCCUGAGCCGUGACGUGGUGGAGAUCGAGUUCACCGCCCCCGCGCAGGGUGCCCGCUGCCGCUUCAUGAUCAAGGCUGAUGCAGACGUCAACGACGUGCUGAAAGAGGGCCGCAAGAGGUUGGGCUUCGACCAGGCUUGGAUGCCAGACUCUGACUUCAAGAUCUACGACUCCGAAAAUGAGGACAAGGGCCCACUCAAGGGCAAGAUGAAGGACAACGGCCUUGUUGACUUUACCUACGAGGUCCACCUUUACUAUGAGCCCCAGUAA
Messenger RNA from Symbiodinium natans, 420 nucleotides. The record is from the annotation of a GenBank genome assembly. Lineage: Eukaryota; Dinophyceae; Suessiales; Symbiodiniaceae.